CGUCAUAAUUGUGUGAACAAAAUGCAGUCACUGCGUUAUCCUUUGAUGCUCGUCUUCAUAAUAUGCCUAGUGUUCUUUUCCAUAAUCGUAUCGUUAACGUACUUACUGGCGGGCAAAGGAAGCCAACUGGAUUUCAGUUGGUUCCUCCGAAAAACCUCCCCUUACUUGUGGUGCGCCAUAGGAGUAGGAUUUUCCGUUUCCCUGUCGGUCAGCGGGGCUGCGAUUGGAAUAUGGACAACGGGGGUGAGCAUCAUGAGCGCCGGAAUCAGGGCUCCGAGGAUCAGCACCAAGAACCUGGUCUCUAUAAUCUUCUGCGAAGCGGUCGCCAUAUACGGUAUGAUAAUGGCCAUAGUACUGACCAGCAAUUUCGUGGAGAUAACGGAGAGCUCCUUCAACGAUCCGGAGACGAUGCAGGGUAACAUGAUGUCUUCCUAUUGCAUCUUCGGCGCUGGCCUGACGGUGGGUUUCGUAGAUUUUUUCUGCGGGUUGUGCGUGGGCAUCGUGGGAUCCGGGGCUGCCCUGUGCGACGCCGCCAACAGGACUCUGUUCAUAAAGAUUCUUAUUAUCGAGAUAUUCGGGAGUGCCAUUGGGUUGUUCGGACUGAUCAUAGGGAUUUACCUUACGUCUAGGAUGAAUAUGUUACCGUGAGCGAAAAGUUGUUAAGAUUUUCUGUAGAUGUAGGUGAAUAAAUAUUGUUUGAUACCUUCA
Messenger RNA from Coccinella septempunctata (seven-spotted ladybird), 708 nucleotides. Its product is annotated as V-type proton ATPase 21 kDa proteolipid subunit-like. The transcript has 2 exons. Gene Ontology annotation, molecular function: proton-transporting ATPase activity, rotational mechanism. Gene Ontology annotation, biological process: proton transmembrane transport. The coding region runs from base 22 to 648 and encodes 208 amino acids. Gene Ontology annotation, cellular component: proton-transporting V-type ATPase, V0 domain. The record is from RefSeq and is a predicted model, not a curated record. Lineage: Eukaryota; Metazoa; Arthropoda; Insecta; Coleoptera; Coccinellidae.